UGUUCAAAGCGCCUGGGCCACACAUGCGUCAGUUGGAAGUUAAGUACACUCUGCGCAAAGAACAUCUCCAAUGGCUCCUCAAUACGCACCGAGUUUACGCUUUCGUCUGGCACCUUUACUGCUGUUUCUGCAGACAGGGUUCAUUGUCAUAUAUGCGUUUUGCACUGAGAUCGAAAGCAAUGUAAAAGUAGAUGCAAUUACCUUCAGGAGCGUUUACUCUGAGUUCCAGGAUGUGAAUGUGAUGGUGAUUCUAGGUUUUGGCUUCUUAUGCACUUUUCUAGUGCGGUAUGGUUUCAGUGGCGCUGGAUUCAACCUCCUUGUGGCUGUCGUGGCCACCCAGUGGGCAGUAAUACUCAAUGGAAUUGAAUCCUGGUAUUACAGAGGAAAAAUCAGGAUAAACUUGAGAAGCUUAAUAGUUGCUGAGAUGUGUGCAGCCUCUGCCCUCAUUUCAAUUGGAGCUGUGCUGGGGAAGACUAACCCUGUCCACCUCAUCCUCAUCGCCCUACUGGAGGUGUCAGGGUUUAUCCUGAAUGAAUGGCUCCUCCAGACUCUGCUGAGUGCCCAGCCUCUGAACAGCAUCAUGCUGCUUCACAUCUUUGGGGCCUUCUUUGGACUCAUGCUGACCUGGAUCCUGUAUCGGAAAGGAUCCGAGCAGCGAUUUGAAAAAGAGAAAUUUGACCGCAAAACAGGAUUAUUCUCCAUGUUGGGGAUCGUGUUUCUCUGGAUGUUUUGGCCCAGUUUUAAUUCAGUCCUUGUGGACAGUCAUGGUCCUGGGAAGAAGCUAGGAGCCGUUCUCAGCACCUACCUGGCCCUGGCUGUCAGUGCUGUAACAGCAGCUGGUGUGUCUGUGCUCUCCAGCCCCAAGGGAAAACUAAACCCGAUCCAUAUGCAGUCAUGCAUCUUUGCUGGCGGUGUUGCUGUUGGGGUUUCCAUGUCUGCGAUUCAUCAGCCAUGGGAAGCCAUGACAAUCGGAUUCACUGCUGCUCUUGUAUCGACCAUUGGAUUCCGAUACCUCAAGAUCCACAUGCUGCUUGCAUUUGAGUGCCAUGACACCUGUGCUGUCCUGAGCACACAUGGACUACCUGGUCUACUGGGAUGGCUGGCACAUCUCUUUCUACAGAUUAAAGACUGUGACGAUCACACAACGGCAAUCCGGUUUGCUGUAUUUCACAUUUGUACUCUCCUCAUCACCAUCACUCUGAGUCUGUCCAUGGGAAUCGUUACAGGACUCCUACUGAAGUGGAACUUUUGGAGAACGCCCCAAAACAAGAAAUGUUUUGAUGAUCAGGCUUUCUGGGAGUUUCCCAAUCUUGCUGUGCACAAAUAAGAAGACAGGAAAAGAAAUAGAUCAAGUCUGAUCCUGGAAGUACAAACUAUUUUUUUUGUGUGUGCAUUCAUAUCAAUGUAUAUAAUUUCAUACAAGUUAUUAGAUGUUUUUUAUGUGUGCAAGACUAGGAUUAAAAAAAAAAAAAAAAAAUCAACAUUGAACUGUGAAAGCAUGAAUACAGACUCAUUUAGUGCCCAGUAUGUUUCUGUUUAAUGCUGCCAUGGUUGAUAAGCGUUGCAGUCAAAUACAAACCUCCAGUACACAUAUAAUACCAUAUAGUUGUGAAACCUUUGUUGACAUCAUGUGAGCAGUGUGAG
Messenger RNA from Epinephelus fuscoguttatus (brown-marbled grouper), 1644 nucleotides. It is a transcript of the gene rhd, whose product is annotated as Rh blood group, D antigen. Gene Ontology annotation, biological process: ammonium transmembrane transport; ammonium homeostasis. Gene Ontology annotation, molecular function: ammonium channel activity. The record is from RefSeq and is a predicted model, not a curated record. Bases 71 to 1327 code for a protein of 418 amino acids. The transcript has 10 exons. NCBI's taxonomy places the organism in Eukaryota, Metazoa, Chordata, Actinopteri, Perciformes, Serranidae. Gene Ontology annotation, cellular component: plasma membrane.